UUGUAAAAAUGUGAAAUUCUACAUCUGUUAAAUCAACCGACAAUCUUUUACACAUGUAUAUCUUUACAAUAUUUUAAAGUUUGUUUACUAACUGUAACUGUAAAAGGCUUCUGCACUCCCAAAACCCCAAGAUGAUGGAGGUUUUCAAUCAGGCAUAUCCUAAACACCUAUAGUUGCGUGCUGUCGUGAUAGCGGAGGGCACAAACUUGUUGAUGUUGAGUUGGCAGUUUGGCUUCAAUGUGCAUAUGAGUGUUUGUCUUAAAAACUGCGCCUUAAAAGCGGGCGUCUUGAAUUUCAGCGCAUAACAACACCCAGCGGAUUGUUUUUGGUCUAUGUCGUUACCACAGAGAGGCGUCGCAACGUUACGGUCUGGGGGCGACUCAACCCACCGCGGGCAUUUAAACCAGCUUUGGUUCUAUUUGUAUUCUCUUCGUUUUGAAUUUUUGUUUUAGUGCUGGGAGGAUUAAUGCGGCCAUGACGCUAAGGAAAGUAAAUGUUGUAAUUCUCAUACUGCUGGCUGUGGCCUUCCUGAUCAUAGUUCAGCGAAACCUCCUGAACCUUAGUGACUUCUUACACAAAGAAAAUCCAGAUGCUGGACAGAUUCUUCCUUUCGAGGCCGAGCUGUCUCCAGACAUCAAGCUAAAGAUGGAGAGGAAAGGAGAGGAGAUCCCUGUUCUCAUCACUGCCACCGAGGACAGGCUUGGGGCUGUGAUCACUGCAAUGAACAGUGUGUACCAGAACAGCAAAGCCAAUGUGGUCUUCACCAUCGUAACCCCGAAUGACACAGUUGGUCAUCUAAAGGCGUGGAUGAGUAAGACAAAGUUAAAAAAUGUCAAAUAUAAAGUAGUUAUUUUCCAACCAGAGCUUCUCAAUGGGAAGAUAUCGAAAGAUCCUACAAUGCCAGAAGCUGCAAAACUAUUGUCUUUUGCCAGGUUUUAUCUGCCUGUGUACAUCCCUGAGGUAGAGAAGGCAAUCUAUCUAGAUGAUGACAUUGUUGUGCAAGGAGACAUUCAAGACCUUUAUGAAACCAACCUGAAACCAGGACACGCAGCUGCCUUCUCGGAUGACUGUGACUCAGCUUCUGCUAAGGGCAUCGUCCGAGGGGCAGGAAAUCAGAACAAUUACAUGGGUUUCCUGGACUUUAAAAAAGAAGCUAUUAAAAAGCUGGGGAUGAGGGCCAACACAUGCUCCUUUAAUCCGGGCCUCAUUAUUGCAAACCUGACAGAGUGGAAGAACCAAAACAUCACCCAGCAGCUGGAGCACUGGAUGGAGCGCAACUCUCAAGAGAAUCUGUACAGUAAUGCACUUGCUGACAGCGUUACUACCCCUCCACUUCUCAUCGUCUUUUAUAAACGUCACUCCUCCAUCGACCCAAUGUGGCAUGUCAGACACCUUGGUACUACAGGUGCUGGAAACCGCUACUCUCCCCAGUUUGUGAGAGCUGCCAAAUUGCUGCAUUGGAAUGGACAUUAUAAGCCCUGGGGGAGAACAUCCUCCUUCUCUGACGUGUGGGACCAGUGGUUCAUUCCUGACCCUACAGGGAAGUUUCAUCCUGUGCGAAGACACGCAGACUGAAGAAUUAUUCUUAGACCUUUGGACUAGUGUGGUCUGGGAUGGAGCACAGCACGGCUCCUUUCACCUCAGGAAUUAAGUGAAGCCUUUUCCUUCGCCAGCAGUCUUGUUAGUCAUCCUCUGGAUUUGUGGACCUCUUAUUCUGACAUUACCUUGAACAGACGUUUUUCCUUGCGAUGCCUUUGACUCUAUUGACAUAACUUGAGAUGCAGUUUGAAUAGUAUUGUUUUAAACUUUUGCAUACUUUUUAAG
Messenger RNA from Girardinichthys multiradiatus, 1824 nucleotides. It is a transcript of the gene glt8d1, whose product is annotated as glycosyltransferase 8 domain containing 1. NCBI's taxonomy places the organism in Eukaryota, Metazoa, Chordata, Actinopteri, Cyprinodontiformes, Goodeidae. Gene Ontology annotation, molecular function: glycosyltransferase activity. Gene Ontology annotation, cellular component: Golgi apparatus. The coding region runs from base 475 to 1575 and encodes 366 amino acids. The transcript has 9 exons. The record is from RefSeq and is a predicted model, not a curated record.